CUUCCUAGUCAAGAUCUGGAACUGCUGACAGGAUAUUCUUAGACUGAGAUUUUCUUCCUGGCAUUUCUGCAGUUGGAGGCUGAGAGCAAUACUGGAGAAUUCAAGGGAUAUUUGCAGCAGAGGAAGAAUCCAGCUGCAGAGACGUCUAGCAGAUUGAUUCAGAUUCUGGAUCCUCCAACAUCCCUCAGAGAUGGCUCACAGGAACAAAGCUGGGGCUUCCAAAGCCAGCCGCACCCAAAAAAAUCCCAAGGAGACGCCAGUUGUUACAGGACCCAAUAUGGACUCUCUGGGUUUCCUGGCUAUGGACAGCAACGUCCCAGGUUUGUCGCAGGUCAUCCUUCAAAAACUCAACAUGAAAAGCUAUGAUGACUACAGGUCCGCAAUGGAAGGCAGAAAACUAUGCACGGAUUUUGGCAUCCGGUCCUAUUUUGAGAUGUUCCAGAAAAUGGAGGACACUUUCAAGUUUUGUGUUGAGUGCAAGAAGCUUCCGGAAUCAAUGCCUGAUCCUAAAAGCCUGCGGCGCUGCAAAAGGUGCCAGAAUGUCUAUUACUGUGGCUCAGAAUGCCAGCGAGCCAACUGGCCCACACACAAAAAGGUCUGCAAGAAGCUGAAACUGGUGGCUCUCGACCGACUAGUGGAAUGGCUUGUUUUCACAGGCGACAUCCCUUUCCCCACAAGCCCCUGGAUGAAGCGAAUCCCGGAGGUGAGAGGCUGGGAGGACUACUUCUCGAUGCAGGAUGGUCUAAAGGAGAAGCUCAGCAAUAUCAUGACGGGGCGUUACAUGAACAUCCUCUGGGCCAAUGCUGGGAAGCCAAAGCCAGAGGAGGCAGAACUCCUGGAGUCUGUCAAGCGGGUGAUGACAGACUUUGUGUCCAGGCCAGCCACCAUUGGCUUGGGGCUGUGCGUGUUCCGCCUUGACCCCUACGCCAAGCCUAUCACGGUGCACGUGGUUGGAGCUUCCCACGUAGAGACUCUGAACGCCCGGGUGACAGACUACGAUGAGCUCUCCCGCAUGUUUCCAAAGCACCAGGGCAUCGAGGUGGUGAUGGUGGGUGUUGACGUGGUAGAUGGGCCCAUCAUGAGGCCGCCGUUGGUAGCUUUAGGGCCCCGGGAACGAGUCUACCUCAGCAGCUACAAGGGCCUUUAUCACGACUUCUGGGAAUCGCAAGUGGAGACCCAGCAGGCUGCUCGGCCUGACAUCGUGGUUGGCUUCCACCCAGGUUUCCAUGCCUGCCAUGACCUAAUGGAGAGUUGGCUUCCCACCUUGCUGCUCCUUCGAGACUACGAGAUCCCCUCACUCUUCACCGUGUACAGUGAACAGGAAAUGAAGAAUUCGCUCAAAAUCUUGAUGGAGCUAGAGACCCAGAUCACAGGCUGUGGGCCCAACCCCUUCACCUCCCUCAAACCAGAACAGGCCUACUCAAACCCCAAUAAACCUCCUGUCUACUGCAACUCCCACUACAUGAUGUUCCGGGGGCUGUCUGCUCCCCCAGAUGAGCUGGACAUAGGAGAGCUGGAUGGGGGUGAAGAGAAGCGAGAUUAGAGAUGGGGAAGCUUAGAGCAAGCGACUUCAGGCAGCAAAGGCUUCUUGGUUUCCCCACAUCUGUUCAACUACUUGCUUGGAGCGGACAGAGAUGUCAGGAACGCAAGCGGCUGUUUUGUGUGCAUGCUCAUUCUCAAAGCUGGCCCCGUCCUUGCAGCUGAAGGGCAGAUUCCAAAGGUAGCAAAUAGGGAAGGGCCGUAGCUCAGUGGGGAAGCAUCUGCUUUGCAUGCAGGAGGUUGUGGAUUCAGCCCCCAGUGUAGGAUUGGGGGAUAUCCCUACCUGAAACCCCAGAGAGCUGCUCUGAGGCCGUGGAUGUUGGCCCUCCCGAACUAGAACUCACAUCAACCCCAGAAACCAUGAAGCUACUAGCCAUGAUGCCUGUGCUCUGCCUCCGAGGUCAGACGCAGUAAUAAAUCUUGAGUACCAGUUGCUGGAAACCACAGGAGUGCUUGGGUCUCACUUGUGGGUUUUCCUCCAGGCAUCUGGCUGGCCUCUGCAAUACCAGGAUGCUGGACCAGAGGAGCCUUUGGCCUGAUCCAGCAGGCUCUACCCGUGGGCUCCAUGGUUGGAGGCUGAAGAGCUUUGGGAUACCAGUUGCUGGAAAUUGCAGGAAGAAAGUGUGCUGUUGCGCUCAGGAUACUGGACUAGAUGGGACAUUGGUCUGAUCCAGCAGGCUCUUCUUAAGCAUGGCCAAUGUCCUGUGGACUUGUUUUUUCAAAAGCCAAGCCAUGGACUCCCUAUUUUUGAAAACGUUGGUAUCUUUGUGGUAGUUUUUGUUAUGUGAAUGGUGCCACGACACCCUCCAACAUGUCCCAGUGCAAAACCAGGCCGUGCUCCCACGCGAGUCACAUGACCUGUGCAAAGACACGGCAUACAUUUUUGGGUGCCGCAGUAUCAAGAGUUUGGGGCAUACCCUUGUUCGUGAGAGCAUGACCCCAAAACAGGAUGUCCUGAAAAAAAUUGACAGAUAUGUGCUAUGGACCCCCUGGGUAGGUUAUGCCAGGCAUGUCCAACAAGUAGAUUGUGAUCUACCAGUAGAUCACAGGACGUCUGUAGUAGAUCACUGGCUUCCCCCAAAGAAGCUCAACAACUAUGGCUCCCCUAAAAAAAGCUCAACAUUUUUGCCCUGCAGCCCGUCAAAAUGGCGCUUUCCUCCUCCCUAAAAAAAGCUCAACAACUUUGACCUGAACUCCAAAAAGGGGGUAGAUCACUGCCAGUUUUUAACUCUGUGAGUAGAUCGUCGUCUCUUGGGAGUUGGCCACCCCUGGGUUAUGCAAACCAACAAUUAGAAGCCACUGGUUUAGACCAUACUGAGCAAGAUAGCUCAGCGGCUCUCCAGGGUUUCAGGUAGGAAUUUUUACCAACCCUUUCUGGGAGUGCCCAACUUCUGCAUGCCAAGCAGCUGCACCACCUGAGCCAUGGUAUAUCUAGCCACCUUUUUGUCUAGCAGAAAUAAACAGAAGGGAGAGGACUGUUUGUGAACAUGGAGGGUGGGGAGAGGACCCCAGGAUUCACUCCCCCCCCAACCCUGAUCUCAUGCUGCCUUUUACUAAAAAUAAACCUGCACACUAUUCAAAUUUCUCAUCAAGUAUUCCUGCCUUCUUACUUACAGCCAACCCAGGUGGUGGCAGCCCUGGCUGUCAACUUCUUCAUCCUCUUUAGGCUCAGUGUUAACCCUGGUAGAACUUGGCAGAGAGGAGGCGGAAUGGGGAUGAAACUAGAAUUAGUUGGCUCUGCCUGCCAAUGGCUCUGGUGCCACCUACUGCUGGCCUCCUGCCCCACCAGUCUCAAUAGGCACCAGCCACCACUGAUUUUAUACGACACCCCUUUAGUGCAAGUCCAGAGGUUUUACAAAUGAUGACGGGAAAUGUUUCCCAAACAGUGUGGCCAGACACCCAAUGCUGUAGGAAAGGUCACUCAAGAGCGCCAGAGCAAAAGCAGCAAGGACCCAGGGGAUGGAAGUGUAAUAAAUAAAAUACAAAUCGGGUAUGAGUGCCAACAUCAUGUUGACCCCUGCUGAACCAGUUGCACAAGCACAAGGAUGGUUUUCCCAUGAGAAACUGUUUUUAUCACUCAGUUGUUGUUUUUUUAAAAAUAAAGCAUAACAGAAUGGCUCCUACACAGAUCACAAAUUAUCUACAUAGGAUUUUCCCAUACACACCAAUUCCCCCCAUUUCCAAGGCCCGUGGAAUGCAGAUCUAGUUCCCCAUAUUUCGGCAGACAUAUAAAGUGUAAGCAUAGUUCAUAGAUGGCUAAUUAAAGUACAUAUUGCUGGAUCAUCUCUCUGUGCCAUCUACUGCCAUCUAUUCUUCCUGGGAGCGUGGAUGGAUCUUGGGGGGUCAGAAUCCCACCCAAGCAACACUUCAAAACAUGUUUGACCUCGAUAGAUAAUGUGCAUCAAACACCAGUCCACCUUCCUCAACUGGCAACCCUGAACCACACGGUAAGCUUUCCGAGGAUGUUUUUCUCGAGGUCUCAGUUUAGUUCCUCCAAAGCGCUUCCAUCGAAAAGGGUGGGGAUCCAGCAAUUUCUGUGCAUUCAUAGGCAAAACGUAGCAGCUGGGAUGGCAGUCUGGGAAUCAAAGGGGCCAACCACAAAAGAAGCUAGGAGCCGAUGCCUACACUCAAAAAGGGCAGCAGUUCCGUUCUGCGACAGAAAGCAGUGCAAAUUCCAGUAAGGAUGCUUGUACAUUGAGGUUCGGAGAGCACAUUAAGACUUGAGAGGCUGACAUCUGAGGAAUCUGUGGCACCGCCUUGAAGCCCCCUUCCAGACGGGGGCUGCACUUCUGGUUUUCUGCAAGGCAAAAAAUUGGACGCUGGUGAUGGCAGGAGAGUUGGCAGGCUCUGAGUGUCAGUUGUUGGGGAGUCGAAAAGAGGGGAGAUGGCUGUUGUGCUUGGGUCCUGAUUGCAGGCUUCCCAGAUGGGUUUGGUUGGCCUCUGUGAGAACAAGAGCCAGGAAUAGAUGGGCCAUGGGCGGAUCCAGCAAGGUGCUUCCUACGCUCACAUUAAACUUAUGGGCAGGACCAGAGGCGAAAGAAGGCAGAGCUUGUCCCUUUUUGGGGAGCCUUCCAGGAGCCACAUGGGCAACCUUUCCUGGAAGAUAAGGCUAUUCAUGGAGAGUAAGACCACCAAUGGCUACUAGCCAAUAUGGACAUGUCCUACCUGUGCUGUCACAACAAAGACAGGAUGCUAGACCAGAUGGCCCUUUGGCCUGAUCCUGCAGGACUCCAUUUAUGUGUGUGCUCUGGCUGUGGCUGAGAUGGACGCUGAGGGCACUGAUACUUCCCACCUCCCAUGAGGAGGGGCUCCUGCAGACAUUUGCUGCAGUGGUGGGAAUGGCCCCUGAUCCAAAGGCACGGAGGAAGAGGUCCGGUGGCCACUAUGUGAGGGAGGCAGAAGGGGUGGAAAGGACCCAGAAGAAUCUUACUAAUUUAAGACAUGUAGGGAAACUGGAAACUGCCUUACAGUAAGCCAGACCAUUGGUCCGUCUCACCCAGCAUCAUCCACACUAAGUGGCAGCAGCUCUCCAGGGUUGCAGGAAGCCUGUGCUCUCCCUCUGAGCUAAGGCCCGUUUUGUCUCCCGCUGUUCUGUGCAGCUCAGUAUUGUCUAUGCCAAUCUUCGACAACCUGGUACCCUCCGGAUAUUCUGGACUGCAACUUUCAUCAGCCAGCAUUGCCAUGCCAGUUGCUGGAAGCCCAGUUGCUCGAAUCCUGCUUGCAGGUUUCUCUGGCCACUGUGAGAACAAGAUGCUGGACUAGAUGGGUCACUUGCCGGAUCCAGCAGGCUCUCCUUAUGUUCUUAUGGGAACUGUAGUACAAAACAACUGGAGGACCUUAGGAUAGGGAAAGCAGGUCUACACUGACUGGCAGCAGCUCUCUUGGGUCUUAAGAUGGGGGUCUUUCCUAGCCCUACGUGGAGAUGCUGGUGAUUGAGCCUGCGCCCUUCUGCUCUUACCCCUUUAUGAGUUGAAUAGACUAUGCCAGUGUAAACAGAUUUGAUUAAUUUGUUCUCCUUUUGCUAGCCGCAAGGCACUGGGUGAGAGCUCUAAAAGCAGCAAUCCUGGCUACAUAGCAGUCCUGCUCAGUCCCAGCUUCAAAAAACAGAUUCCAGGUAUUGCCUAUACAGUAAUUUCAAGUUGCUUUCUGUAGCCAUAGGGACUAGAAGCUUGUUUUAUAGCAGCCCCCCAGAAUGGAGAUCUUUAGCAUGCCUUGCUAUCAAAUUCUGCAUGAGGGUGGUGUGGAAAGUAUAGGCAGGUCUGCUCUCCAUUCUGAAUAAACGGGGGGGGGG
Molecule: messenger RNA, 5830 nt
Organism: Zootoca vivipara (common lizard)
Lineage: Eukaryota; Metazoa; Chordata; Lepidosauria; Squamata; Lacertidae
Gene: MSS51
Product: MSS51 mitochondrial translational activator
Source: RefSeq, a predicted model, not a curated record